AAGAGAGAUCACUUUCAGCCCAAUUUCUGUAUUUUGUCAGCUGGGCGUUAUGAUUUUGGGUCUAGCCUUCUUUAAGGAUUCUGUGCCACAGAGCAGGCAUCCGGUGAGGGAAAGGAACUUCCAAUUGACUGAAAAAGAUGUGCUUCGUGCUGCCGGAGCUGUGCUGCCGAUUGCUAACUCCAUCAUAUCCACGGCACAAGUGAUCUUCUCAGGCAACCCAUCGAUGACUCUCAAAGUAUUGCCUGUUCUUCUGUUCGGUGCAAAAUAUGGUAGUCUGGUUACGGUAUGGAGGCUUCUAGCCACAGGUUUCUUCACCAGUUUUACACUCCCAAAGCUUUAUAUCUGUUAUUCAACACAAAUUCAUAUGAUAGCUGAAAAUUUGAUAGACCGGGCUCUAGAAGCAUGGAAGUCUUGCCCCCGCAAGAAAUUCGUUGCGGGCACGGCAGUGACAGUGUGCUGGAAUUUGUUUAGUGUUAAGACUCGCUUCCUGGCAGCCUUCAUUUCAGUAGUGAUACUGCGGUACAAUCAUCAGACCGCAGGGCUGGUGUGAUCCCGGAAGUUAAAUGUUGUCAAGAUGAUCAAGAGCACUAGAACAGCAAAUGGAGGUACAACCAUACAAGAGUGAAGUUGCAUUUGCCGCAGGAAUGCUUUUGAUGUGUACAAAGAAAUUCUUUAUUUAUUUACAAUAAUCAUUUCUUCCACAUCUAGUGGUUGUACCAACUAGCUGCAAUAUCUGUAGCAACGAACUAGCAGCAGUAGACAUGAGGCAUGUUGCAGGAUCAGUAGUCCCAUCGUAUUGUUCUCCGCUCCUGCAAUUUUAUAAUCCAUUUCGGUGAAUGUUGACAAAAGCUAA
This is a messenger RNA of Triticum urartu, 853 nucleotides long. The record is from RefSeq and is a predicted model, not a curated record. NCBI's taxonomy places the organism in Eukaryota, Viridiplantae, Streptophyta, Magnoliopsida, Poales, Poaceae.